This is a messenger RNA of Lingula anatina, 767 nucleotides long. RefSeq lists its product as uncharacterized. NCBI's taxonomy places the organism in Eukaryota, Metazoa, Brachiopoda, Lingulata, Lingulida, Lingulidae. The record is from RefSeq and is a predicted model, not a curated record.
ACGAAUAGAGGAGUAUGCGCACUCUGCAAUGGCUGCCUUCGUCAUUUUUAUAGCGUAAUAAGGUCAAUUCGUUUAUAGAAUCUAAUUAAGACAUUUCUUAGUUUAAAAGCGCGCAGAAAUGGUUGCGGACGCAAUAAGAACUACAUAUUCGUAGGCGCAUAAUACAUGAAUGCAAUGCCGAUGCUUGGAGGACGUGUAAAACGUAUAAAAAACUAGAGAGAAACGUGGAAAUGGCGUUUGUACAGCUUUGUUGGCUGUUAAUAUUAAUAUGCGGCUGGCACAAAGCAUCAGCAGUAGUAAUAGCAGAGGGCGUCUUUAACUUCACCUGUUUUACAGAAGAAAUGAGAUUCUGGUUCAAACCGAACGACUACGCGGCCUUCAGAGCGCGCUAUCCCUCCAGUAAAAUAUAUGCACAAGGCCAUGGGAAUGACACGAAUUGUGUGGGGCAAUUUAAUGACACCAUGGAAUGGAACUUGAUCAGAAUUCCCCUUGCCAAAGACAACUCCGGAUGUGGCGUCACGCACAAGAAGAUGGAGUGUGACAUGUACAAUGCAACUUUUGUUCUACGCCAUACAGAGCAGAUUAUUCAGCUCCGGGAUUAUCUCAUCCUCGUGGUGAAUUGUAAACCAUGCCAAACGGUUUCCAAUGGAAGUCCAAUUAUCGUCCAACAGCCCACAUCACCGCCGGACAGUGAAGCUUCGAGCACAUGUACUUUGAAUUUGUUGACAAUUGCGACUUGGAUAGGCACGUGGCUUUUGUUUUCCUGA